Messenger RNA from Rubroshorea leprosula, 1165 nucleotides. The record is from the annotation of a GenBank genome assembly. NCBI's taxonomy places the organism in Eukaryota, Viridiplantae, Streptophyta, Magnoliopsida, Malvales, Dipterocarpaceae.
UCUUUAACACCUUAUGUUUUUCUAACAUGUUGUACUAUUUGAAUGUAAAAUUUUGACCUUUGUUAAAACAGCCAUCAGUUAUUCUCAAACAGUUAACAGUUAGUUGUGCCAUGUAUGGCUGACCCAUCAAGCUUCAAAGACCAAUUCCCACCAAUUGCCCUACCUUUACAACCUCUUGACCCUCAAGAGCCUCAGCCUGCUAUUACUAGUAUUACUCCUACCCUCCAGGUGCAGGUGCAGCCACACGAUCAGCAGUCUUCAAAAUCUGCACCGGACAUCAUAUCACCCGGACCCAUUCGGUCUCCGGGGAAGUCCCCGAGGUCGCCUGGGACCUCCCGGAGGCAUCCCAAGUAUAAGGGAAUCAGGAGCAGGAGCGGCAAAUGGGUGUCCGAGAUACGCGAGCCUCGGAAGACUACUCGUAUAUGGCUGGGAACCUACCCCAGCCCUGAGAUGGCUGCCGCUGCAUACGAUGUGGCAGCAAUUGCCCUUAAAGGUCCUGAAUCAUCACUACCACUGAACUUCCCGGAUAUGCAUCUUUCAUACCCAGUACCGGUUUCUACCUCUGCGAGCGAUAUACGAGCUGCGGCGGCUAGUGCGGCAGCGCUGAAGCAGCCAAAGCCCGAACAUGAAAUGGGUGUCAAGCUGGAUCGAGGAGAAGAGGCGGGCUCAAGUACGGGUGAUGAUACCAUUACAGCUGGUCUUGGAGAGGAGCAGUCCAAGAAAGAAUUUGUUGAUGAGGAGGAGCUUCUGAAUAUGCCAAAGUUGUUGGUGGAUAUGGCGGGAGCAAUGAUGGUGAGCCCGCCGAGAAUACACUCGCCGCCUUCCGAUGAUUCACCGGAGAAUUCAGAUGUAGAAACCUUAUGGAGUUAUCCCUAAAAGCAUUACAUAGAUAGUCAUGAGCUUGCUAAAGGUGUACUUAUUCGCUCUUCCUUUUUCUAUCUUUGGCUCGAGCUAGGGAUUUUGCACCUACAGAAUUGUGGGGAAAUUUGGGUUAGUUAAUUCAAGUUUUUCAUCUGAUUGAUGUCAACCGAUGUUAAGAUCAUCGUCUAGCUAGGCCAAUUAAUUGUAGUGGGUAAGGAAGAAAAUGCUCUGAAGUUUCUUCUUUUUCUGUAAAGUUUUGCCUGCCAAGAGCAAGGGUUUAAUAGUUUAAGCAUUGAAAUUUCUU